Aplysia californica (California sea hare) is the source of this 4856-nucleotide messenger RNA. Its product is annotated as microsomal triglyceride transfer protein large subunit. Gene Ontology annotation, cellular component: endoplasmic reticulum; Golgi apparatus; basolateral plasma membrane. Gene Ontology annotation, molecular function: lipid binding. The record is from RefSeq and is a predicted model, not a curated record. The transcript has 20 exons. Lineage: Eukaryota; Metazoa; Mollusca; Gastropoda; Aplysiida; Aplysiidae. Gene Ontology annotation, biological process: lipoprotein metabolic process; lipid transport. The coding region runs from base 362 to 3025 and encodes 887 amino acids.
ACAGAGAGAGAGAGAGAUUAAGAAAGGGAAGACUGAACUGAAGUGGUCUGCUGCGUGUGUCAGUCAAGCCUACGUGGAAAGUUGUAGUUGUCGGCUGGUCCUGUGAUGAAGUGAUAUCAAAGUUUACUUUUUGCCCUUCGGACCAUCCUCCAUGCAAUCACGACGUUGGCUUUCGCACUGCUGUGACCAGGCCUAGAUCUACACUCUACACACAAUGCCCUAGAUAAUCAUAAGCGCAGCGAUCGAAACUUGUGUCAGUGUUAAUUUGAGACCCUGUGAACCAAAGGAAAAUAGUAGGCCUAGAAUUUUUUUUCCAAGUAGGCACACUGAGACUUGGAACAAGAGUACAGCUAAUGACAACAUGAUGGUGUGUAAACGCAAUUUAGCAGCUCUGAUUUUUGUGUUGUCUUCAGUUCUACAAUGUAUUGCGCUGGAUUAUGAUUCAUCCAAGACGUACUCAUACUCGUAUGAGACCGACUUGCAUUUGAAUGAUGCCAAUAGUAAGAGGGCAACAAGAGCUCAGCAGGAUGUUGGAGUGAAACUGUCUGUCAGUUUCCAGCUGUCUACGCUCUUCAAAAAUUCAGAAGUUCAGUUGUUCAAGCUCUCUAUCGUCAAAGCUCAGGCUUCCAGCAUCCUUCGGCCCGAUGUUCAGACAGAUCUCGGAGGGACCUUGGCCUUGCCAGUGUACUUCCAGGUCGCGGGCGAUGUGGUGGACAGACUACACUUUGUGUCUCGGGACACCACCUUCAGCAGGAACAUCAAGAAAGGCAUUGUGGCUUUGUUCCAGGUCAAGGAGAGUGCGGGGCAGAGAACAGAGGUGGAUGUCAGUGGCGAGUGUCAGGUGACCUACACCAGCCCACAAGCUGGGUUCAUUGACCGUUUGAAGACAGACUGUCAAAACCUGGAGAUUGCAGGGCAAUUUUCAACUGCCAACAAGGCCCUUGGGGUGUCUGUCUGGGCCAAGUCCACCCAACACUACCAGCUGAAGGACUCCAUCAUUGACAGCGUGACCGGCACUCACCGCACUAUCACCUACCUCAACAUCAGGGCCGCUCUCAACGGUCUGGCAUCUUCCAGUCAGAAGUUACAGUUUGAGACAACUAGUGCUGGGGAGAGCCAGGCAGGGAGUGUGGAGGAGGCAUUAGCAGCCGCUGCUUCAGAGGCUGGCUCUGGUCUGGAGGUUUCCCUGCUGCCAAGUGAAGAGGAAAAUCAGCAGUGCACAGAAGGAUGUGAAUCUCCAAAGAAACUUGUGGCCAAACUGGCGGACGAUCUCUCCACGGACAAUAUGGCCACCGUCCGCUCCGCCAAGGCGUUUGCGCAGCUGCUCCAAAGUUUCCGGGACUCUGGGAAAAGCACCCUGGCCGAGACGUUUGUGAUUCCAGAGAGCUACUACAUUGUACCCCAGCUGAUUGAUGUGGCCACAGCCGCACAGACAGAGGCUUCAAGGGAGGCAAUCCUAGAACUCUUGAACUUUGAAGAUGAGAAUGCGGUGGACUACCCUCAGCGCUUUCUGUUUGCCGCGGCGUAUUCGUCUCACCCGUCUACGUCUCUGAUUCGGGAGCUCUUGUCUGUCCUGAAGAAUCCCGUGCCCAACGCUGAUCUACACCAGUCCCUUUUCCUGUCUCUGGGUGCGAUGGUCCAUUCCUUUUGUCAAGUGAAAGAGCAGUGCAGCGAUCCGAUCGUGGACGAGUUCCGUCAGCUGGUCAUCGAGGGUCUGUCGGCGUGCACGGAGGAGCCCUGUAAGUUGAUGUACCUGAGAGCCAUGGGCAACGCUGGACUCCCCGCCUCUGUGCCCAUCAUCCUGCCCUUUGCCGAGUCUACAUCCAGCGCCAUGCUGGCUUCCACUGCCAUCUCGGCAUUCCGCCGAAUUCACAAGAGGUUUUUGGGGCAGCAGGUGAGAGAUGCCCUGGCGAGGGUGUACCAUCAGAACAAAGCCAGCUACGACAGCACGGUGAGGAUCGCGGCCCUGGAGGUGUUGCUGGAGCUGGAGCCCUCUGCCCCGCUGGUCCGGAACGUCCUGCUGUCUUGUCUGGAGCAAGGCAACCCCGAGUUCUCCACCUACGUCGUCCGUAUGUUGCUCGACGCGGCCACUGCCAAUGCUCAUUUGAGGGAAGUCCUGGCCAUUGUCUUGAAGGAACCAUAUUUCAACAACUACAACGUUUUGUCCCAGAAAGGCAAAUCCAGUGUCAUCACAAGUUUCCUGGCCCGUAUGAAGGAUGUAAACAGCACAUACAACCUGUUCUUUGAAAAUUCUCCAUCUGGUGUGAUGAAGCGCAGUGGCAUGAUUGUCAACCUUGUUGGGAAGACCAUCAAGCAGCCGUUCAUGAAGUUUGGCAUCUACGCCGACGGCCUUGAGUCGCUGGUGGGAGAGGCGGCUUCUGAAGGCGAGGAUGACAACUCAGAAGCAAGUUCAGAAGGUUCCGAGCCCACCGCUGGAAUGUCCUUCUAUUUCAUGGAUGUUCUGUUGACUCAGGUGGAAUUUUUCCGCGGCACAUCAGGUCUCAUGUCUGCUGCAUGGAAUGCCCCUUCGGAACUGACGUCUGCUCUUCAGGGCAACUUGCUGCUCCAGGACCACUCUCAGCGCAUCCACCUGUCCAAUGGGCUAGUGCUGGACACCAAAGUCCGCGGAGUCCUCUCCAUGGAUCUCUCCGGCCUCAUCAGCAUCAGCUUGUGGAACAGGAACUGCGAAGCUCUCAUCCGGAACAGUGGUGCCCUCUACCUGGAAGGGUCCCUCAAGCUACUUUCCAAAGACCUGGAGCUUGGCCUGACAUUCAGCGGAGAAGGCCAAAGCAACAUUGACUUCACCUCCAACGCUGACUUCUACGAAAUGCCUCUCAAGUUGUGCAUGCAAAUGAAACGGCCAGAGUUUCAAUUCUUACAAAAGACCCAAAAGUAUGAGAAGAUCCAGAAGUCAAAACGGUACCGAUCCUCGACAAGGGUGAAGUGCCAGAUGUCCGGAGAGUCGUACUUCCUGAACAAAGCCAACUCGGAGGAGUGCAGGGUCAUGUUGAAGGAUGAAGAAUAGUGCCUUAUGUGUCAUGUUGACGAUAUAUUUUGGUUGUCUUCCAGCCUGGACUGUGGAGCCAACUCGUUGAGCCAUAAUACCAAAGCAAUUUCAUCGUCAUAAAGCAGAUUAUUCCCCCCAACCCCUGUCCAUAUCGAAUGUUUUUACAGAAAUUUUCUACCAUGACACUUUCACAAAAGUGCUUUAUUUCUUGUGCACAUAAUCAAAUGAGCUCAGUGUGUGCUAGAAAAGAUGUGGCGAAUCCUUCUUUGGUGUUUUAUUGUUUUUGAUUGAGAAAUGAGUGAUGAGCUGUAUUAUAUGUAUUGUUUUGCCAUUUUUGUUCGAUGGUCAUCGGUAUAAAAUUGCGUCUGUACGUAUGGUUGAAUGUACUGUUUUUAAGAACACGCAGGUGGAUUCUAGUCUAUAUUUUUGCAAUAAAUUUAUUUAUCGUAUUUUUGUAUUCUUAGUACGAGAAUGGUUGUCUCUACUUUAAAUGUCUGAUGGGUUGAAUGUUGGAAAGUUUCAUGUUUCUUAUCAAGACGCACACUUGUAUUUUGUUUCCUUUCAGUCACUGAUGCCAUCUACUGAUUUUUUUGGGAAUUAAAUGAAACUUCCUGCCCUAUAUUGCAUACAUGAAAAAUGAAAUCCAUUUGUCUUGUGAACUGAGAAAUGACCAAGAAUUUUAGAACAUGUGUUCUUUUUCCGAGCAUUAUACUCUCAUUACUAAUUUCAGGGUUAUUUGUCUAGUUUGUUUCAUGUCGUCCUCACAAUUCAUACAUUCCUGUUCAUAUAAUCAAAAAGAUAAACAAAGAAGAGAAUGUGUUCACUUGGUCUAGGGGUUUCUUUCUUUGUUCUUUAAUUUUCAAUUAACAUUUUGCAGUCACACAUCAAGCGGUACCAAAUACCCCAUCUGGUCACCCAGCCAGGAGAGUGACUGCAACAGACUCCCCGGGCCUGGGGCAGAACUGUGCCAGGUGACCAGAACGGAGAAUUUUCCCCACUGCAAAGUGUUAAAUGCUAGUUUUUAAUUGAUUUCUAUAAAGGCCUAGGAAUUUGAUCACAAAUGUCAUUUCUACUUGCAUUGUAAGAACAAGUGGUGAAGCUGCUGCCAUUGUUGUCCUUAAACUUUGUAUAAUUCUUUGCAUAGCCUUUUUGCUACAAGAAAACCUCUUGAAAUACCUGGGUUUUUUUUGCAUAUGAACUUGACCGUAUUAUUGUUAAUAAAACGAGCAAGAAUUUCUUUCUUCACAUUUAGAGGCAAGUCUUGAAAUUCAUUUUUGAAAAGGUUUGGUUGUCGAAAAGUUGUAUUCGGCUCCAUUCAAAGAUAUCUCCAGUAAAUUUUAAGUUGCCUGUCCUCCCAAAGUUAUUUCAAAGCUGAAAGUCAGACCAAUGCAGUAUGUUACUACAGUUUCAUGUAAAGGGCACUUUUGCUAGAUUACCAUUUUCCUCAGGAAGCUAGCUCAACAUGAAAAUGCAAAUAAUUGCUUACUGCCAUCAUUUAAGCCAAAGGCUAAAGUGUAUAGGGCUCUCUCUCUUUUUCUCCCUCCACCCCUCUGUCUGUCUCUGCCUGUCUCUCUGUCUCUCUGUCUCUCUGUCUCUCUCUCUUUCUCUCUCUCUCUCUCUCUCUCUUUCUCUCUCUCUCUCUCUCUCUCUCACUCUCUCUCUCUGCUAAUGAGGUAAUGAUUAACAUCAUUUUGUCUCAAAGUGCACUUUUUCCUACGUUCGUUUUUGUUGUCUCUUCUAAUUUUGAAAUGAAUACAAUCAGACUUAAUAUUGACUGUUUAAAAAUUUUAAAUUCUUAUUUUCAGGCUUAUGACUAUAAGAUAAAAAUACUUUGGUGACAAAAACGAAA